Messenger RNA from Sardina pilchardus (European sardine), 4122 nucleotides. It is a transcript of the gene phf1, whose product is annotated as PHD finger protein 1. Gene Ontology annotation, cellular component: nucleus. The record is from RefSeq and is a predicted model, not a curated record. Gene Ontology annotation, biological process: chromatin organization; regulation of DNA-templated transcription. Gene Ontology annotation, molecular function: DNA binding; chromatin binding. NCBI's taxonomy places the organism in Eukaryota, Metazoa, Chordata, Actinopteri, Clupeiformes, Clupeidae. The transcript is spliced from 15 exons. Bases 704 to 2221 code for a protein of 505 amino acids.
GCAGCUUUUUCUACGUUUAAGCGGCAAGGAGGUAUUUUCAAACUUUCCUCAAACAGUCCCCGGCGCACUUUCAGCUGGACCAAUUAAGACUGUCGCCUCACAACUUUCUUUAAUUAGCAGCGCGCGAAUUAAUAACCGGCGCUGAAAGCCAUUAUCGCCCUCCUCCUUCUCGGUUUGGGACGAUUACAUUCUAGAGCAGAGUCUAAUCGUCCUGAUAGGAAAUUCACAUCAAAAUAUCGGUCAAAUUUACAGAUGUGAAGGUGUUCUCGGUCCGUUCACUCCCCGGUCCCCCUAUCUCCCUCCCACUCGAUCUCUCUGUUUUAUGUCUGCGUCACAACAAGUCGGUCGAGAGAGAGGCAGAGAUGAUGGCGUCUCUCGCGGGUUGAUUCUCAUGCUGCUCUGACAAACACGUUUAAUAACAUCAAUAGGAGGGGGAAAGAGAGGAAAGGGAUGGGAACAUGACGAAACGACGUCGCGGAAGACGGACUGAUAGAGAGACAGACGGACAGACGCCUUUUCACUGACGGGUUGACUGACAUACUCGUUUUGGCACCGACACACACGUACACAUCCACUCUUGCACACACAGACACAUAACCGGACAGUAAUUGUGACGGGAAAAAACAGAGGAGAAAAGGCAUUUCAUGUCAAGCUUGCACGGAAAUCUCUGUGACCCCAGCGGAGAGGAGUUCGACUUUACAGGAUGGGGGUAGUGAAUGAAGGAGAUGAUGUUUUAGCGCGAUGGAGUGAUGGACUACUUUACUUAGGCAAUGUUAAAAGAGUGGAUGGAGUCAAACAGUGCUGCCUGGUCCGAUUUGAGGACAACUCUGAGUUCUGGGUCUUGAGGAAAGACAUACACUCAUUCUCUGUUGGAGUGGAGGAAGUUUGUUGUAUCUGUGAUGCUCCACCUCUGAAAGAACCUCUCAUCAACUGUCUCAAGUGUCGCCAUGGCUACCAUCCUGAGUGCCAUAUCCCGGCCAUCGAGGCCGAGGCGGAGAGUGACGCCUGGAUCUGCCGGCAGUGUGUUUUUGCAGUUGCCACAAGGAGAGGGGGUGCCUUGAAGCGGGGACGCUUUGCCAGACUCAUGCAGUUCAUGAAGCUGCGGCUGCCCUAUCAGCUGUCAACUUUGGACUGGGACCCCCAGCACCUGACCAAUCAGCAGCAGUGUUACUGCUACUGCGCUGGGCCUGGAGAGUGGAACCUGAAGAUGCUGCAGUGUGGUAGCUGUGGUCAGUGGUUCCAUGAAGCAUGCACACAGUGCUUGACCAAACCCCUGCUCUAUGGAGACAGGUUCUAUCGGUUCCAGUGUUCCGUUUGCACAAGUGGACCAGAGACAAUCCAGCGGCUACCCAUGAACUGGGUAGAUUUGGCCCAUUUGGUCCUUUAUCACCUCUCUCUGUGCUGCAAGAGGAAGUACUUUGAUUUUGACCACGAAAUCCUGUCUUUCACCAACGAGAACUGGGAGUCUCUGCUGCUAGGAGAGCUCUCUGACACGCCGAGGCAAGAUCGAUGCCACAAUCUGCUCAACGCGCUGAACUCCCACAAAGACAGGUUCGUCUCUGGCAAGGAGAUAAAAAAGAAGAAGUGUCUGUUCGGGCUGCAGGUGCGGGCGCCUCCCCCUCUCUCGUCGGACGCGUCUCCGCUCAUCGCCGAGCCCCCCAUCAACAUCACACACAGGAAAAGCCCCUUGUCACUGCCGUGUCAGCGGAGGGUGGUGGGCCAGGAGUCGCGCAAAUCAAAGCGCCGUAUCAUGGAGACACAGCCUUGUCCACAAGGAGCGGCAGCCAACCCCAUAGAUCUGGUGCCAUGUUGCCAUGGUUAUGUAGGUGGGACGAACCUCUACAACUCCAGGAAAUCCGAGGAGGAGUUGACGUUGGGAUCACCUCCCAAGAGAAUGUUUGCGCUCUACCACCCCUCCUACAACGGCACCCAGCCCCUGAGCCACAGAACCCUGCAUCACUACAGUCCAGAGGACCCUUGCAGACACCCGCACCCUCCUCCCUGCCUUCCGUUCUCCCAUCACCAGCCAGGCCAGAGGCUGGACCCGUGUCCCUCACUCUUCCUGCGUGAUGUCAAUUCCUUUUCUGGCGGGGUGCCGGGAGAGGGGCCGGCACCCCGGAGCUGGGGAGGUGGGGAGGCAGUCAGGAUCCUGGCCAGACGGAUAACUCCGGACGGAAAGGUCCAGUACCUCGUGGAGUGGGGCAACGUGAGCGUGUACUGAGUUAGUUUAAACGGGUGUGUUCGACCGUGCGUGUGUGUGUGUGUGUGUGUGUGUGUGAUUGUAUAUUUGUGUGUAUGCAUGUGUGUGUUUGUGUAUGUGUGUAUGUAUGUAUGUGAUUGUAUGUUUGUGUGUGUGUGUGUGUGUGUGUGUGUGUGUGUGUGUGUGUAUGUGUCUGUCUGUCAGUCUGUCUGUGUGUGCAAGUGUUUGAUAGAGUGAGAGAGAGAAAUGUAAGGGCAAAGCGAGGACAAAGGGAAGAGGCCUAGAAGGAAAAGAGACGAAGAAGCAGACACGAUUAGCGCGUGUGAGGCCACAUCAGAGAGAGCUGGAGAUGCCCUCCGAGGAGAGCAGGAAUUGGCGCGGCCGCGUACGGAACCCACAAAGUCGAGAGCGCAAGAACAUGUAACGUUUCUCCAAAUUCAGGUUAAUUAAAUAAUACAACAACAACAAACACGAAUUAGCACCGUGAUCUGCAGAGAUCACCCUGCUACUUCUCUUUUGUUCAAGUGUCAGAUACCUUUAGAAUAUGCCUUCUUGAGAUCUGGUGAUCAGAAUUUAUUUUUCUUCCAUCAUUGUGUUAUGUUAUUUUGCACUCUUUUUUGGUCAUGAAGGCCUGUAGUAACGUCUAAGGGCAUUAAUUUGUAAAAAGAUUUCUAUGUUCACUCAUGUCCACAAUAACUACCAUUGGAUUGUAUACCUCUACAUAUACUGUUAAGUAGGGUAACCUUGUUAAACAGAUCAGGACAACUCUCAUACAGUAUGCCUCCUUGUUUGCAGAUAUUUUCUCAUAGACAUUGACACAGAUUUACUGAAGUUAUUUGUUUAUGUAAUAUAGAAUGGAGAAUCUGGAGAGAAAUCACACUAUGCAUAUCCGUAUUACAUUGUUAAGGUUGGCAGGAACUGUGGAUAGUCUAGUUGAGAAUGCGUUCACCGUAUGAACAAUAUGCCACUAAAGCGCCUUUCAUAUUGUGACGGCAUUUUCUCCCAUGAUAAUCUCACUCAAUAUGGUGUCAAGCUGGAAAACAGCUGUGACUAUCUCCCAGGAUUUCCCCACUGGAUAUUGUUCGACUUGUUUGGUGGCAGAAAGGUUGUCGCCUUUUUUUUUUUUUUUGAAAAAUACUCUACAUUCAUGACUGAUGAUGAUACAUGUAUGAAGACCUGUUCCAUCAAUUUCUGUGAAGACCACUCUUGGAGGCCCGCCAAUUAUGUACUUAUUUUUGUGGUGGAUUUUCAACAUUCAGUUGUACAUUCACAGGAAACAGACUGACAAGAGGCAUAAUAAUACACAAAUAUUAGCAAGGUGCUGGAAUAUUUCUUUUUUUUUUUUUUUUUUUUUUUUUAAUUCUUAUAGUUAUUAGCUACAUUUAUUGAACAAAGUGAAAACAUGAACAACAGAAACUUUUUGAUUUACAUAAACUGAAUCAUACUAUUGUAAAGAAAUGACAAAAUGUGGUGGUUUGAGACCUUCAAACCAAUCAUAUGCUAUUGACUGUUUGAUUCUAAGAGCAUGGCGAGUCCGGAACAGGCGAGGUUUAGAUCCCUCUUCAAGAACUUGGCAGUAGCUGUUAAAACAUUUCAAGGGGUCUAACCAUAAAUCUGAGAUUGGUAAUGAAUGUAUUUGUGCGUUUUUCUUUUUUGUUUAUGGUAUGGACAAUAUACCUGUAAAGUGCUUGUUAGGUCAUAGUUGGAAUUUUAUAGUAUAUAUCUAUCAUAUGUCAGGGUUAAAACUUUAAGUCAAGGAAGAAUAAUCCUUGACACCGUAGUCCUUGUUUGAGUUGUUGUCAGGUCCAAGUUUGCUUUGAUGUAUCCUUUGACUUUUGAUCAGAUUAAGUUUAUACUGUACAUGUACUAUAGAUUGACACACAUGAAGUAUCAACAAAUAAAAAAAAGUGUUACAGGUCUCA